Brienomyrus brachyistius is the source of this 4882-nucleotide messenger RNA. RefSeq names its product gap junction protein, alpha 3 (gene gja3). The record is from RefSeq and is a predicted model, not a curated record. NCBI's taxonomy places the organism in Eukaryota, Metazoa, Chordata, Actinopteri, Osteoglossiformes, Mormyridae. Gene Ontology annotation, cellular component: connexin complex. Gene Ontology annotation, biological process: cell communication.
AUGGUCAUGCGAUGUGACAGUCGCGAUGGCUGGGGACGGGCGGCUGCUGCGCUUCACCGGAUCCCAUCUCCGAGUGCUUCAAGCCACGAAAAACUAGCCUUCUGCGCAAGACCUGAAUCCACGUGUGAAGGAGACCCGCGAUUUAGGCACAAACAAGACACAGAUCAAUCACACAGGAUGGGGGAUUGGAGCUCCCUGGGACGUCUGCUGGAGAACGCCCAGGAGCACUCAACUGUGGUGGGCAAGGUCUGGCUCACCGUGCUGUUCAUCUUCCGCAUUCUUGUGCUUGGGGCGGCUGCCGAGGAGGUCUGGGGCGACGAGCAGUCCGACUUCAGCUGCAACACGCAGCAGCCCGGCUGCGAGAACGUCUGCUACGAUGAAGCCUUCCCCAUCUCGCACAUUCGAUUUUGGGUGUUGCAGAUCAUCUUCGUCUCCACGCCCACUCUUAUUUACCUGGGCCAUGUGCUCCACAUCGUCCGCAUAGAGGACAAGCAGAAGGAGAAGGAGGAGGAGCUGCUCAAGGCAGGGCACCUUCCGGAGACCAAUGAGCUCCUCUAUAAAAUUGGAGGAAGCUCAUGGAGAGAUGAUGGUGGAAAGGGCAGGAAGGAGAAGCUGCCCGUUCGAGAUGAACACGGCAAGAUCCGCAUCCGUGGGCCUCUGCUGCGUUCUUAUGUGUUCAACAUUAUCUUCAAGACUGUAUUUGAGGUUGGCUUCAUCCUGGGCCAAUACUUUCUCUAUGGCUUUCGGCUGAGGCCGCUAUAUAAGUGCUCCCUGCCCUGUCCCAACACCGUGGACUGCUUCAUCUCCCGGCCCACAGAGAAGACCAUCUUCAUCAUCUUCAUGCUUGGGGUAGCCUGUGCCUCCCUACUGUUGAACCUGCUAGAGAUCUACCAUCUAGGCUGGAAGAAGCUCAAGCAGGGCAUGAACAAUGAGUUCCCAGCUCGGCAUGAGUCCCCGCUCCUUACAGGCAUGGAUGAAGAGAUACAGGCCCCCCCCAAGCCCACAGCACUCAUGGAUGCCCAGACCCUUGGCUACCUGCCUAAUUUCAGGGAUGUAGCAGUGGUGAGAGGGGGUGCUUCCUUCCUACCUGUGGGUCAGUAUAAGAUGGAUCCCCUCCUGGAGGAAAUACGGGACCCCCCCUCGAUGGUCUGCCUGGGCAGCAGGGGAUCUCACUGGGCAGCAGUCAAAAAUAAAAGCAACAACAACAACCAGGCCUCCAGUAAUAACCGGGCUGAUGUGGCUGUUGAGCAGCAGACUGCAGAGAGCGAGGUCAUGUCAGUUUCAUCUUCCUCCUCCGCUGCCACCUCACCCUCUUCCGCUGACAGCAGCAGACACGAUGGCCAGCAAUUGUGGCCGGCCAAGAAUGCAGAUUCAUUGACACCUGCUGUCUCGAGUGGGGGGAGUGCAGGCGACCUUGCGGGAGGCCCAGCCCAGGGCCACUUUACCACCAUCGCUGAGAUGCACGAGCUGCCACCUCCAGGUGUCAUGGACACGUGGUGCAUCAGCAAGACCAGCCACGCCAGGGCCCGGCCCAGAUGACCUGGCUGUCUAGCCCAGCCAGCGGUCUCGGCCCAUCCCAUUUUUAUACAAGAAGUAGAAAUGAUGAAUGAAAAAUAGAAUAAAGCAAGGCACCGGAGGGUACAAUUCUCAUAACAUAAAUCUGUAAACAGCAGCGUUGCAUUGUAGUUGGUGAGUUGUAGUAUCUUGUGAACAGGUCCAUCUGUGGAGAUGUGAUGCUUACAGUAUGCAAAUGUUACCAGAGGUCCGGUUGAAUAGCAGGAAGAAAGAGAUGUAGGGGACAAACUCAACAGCAUUUCCAGAUUUGUCAGGAAAUGUGUGCAGAAAUAUCUAUUUCCCUUUCUUUUAUUAAUUUAUUUUAUUUAAUUUUCUGGAAAAGCAUUCUUAGCACUAGGUUGUAUUUGGGCUGGUAAGUCUUCUGCUAAUUUAACUGUUUCAGUUAUUCAUCCUGAAAAUUCCAUUUGCCUCUGAAGAAGUGGGAGUUUAGUUUGACUGGUCGUUUUCUGGGAAUUUUAGAAAAUACUGGACAGCCUUUGCUGUCCAGCUCCCCUCAGUAAGUGAUGGGUGUGUCCUUCCUAAACAGGGGUCAGUUGUUGAACCUUACAACUCUAUCGCACAGGGUCAUAAGAUCAGAUUCACCUUUAUGGGAAAUUUAAGAAUCUCCUGUUCCUUGAUCUACAAGAAAUAUAUAUGAAACAUGCUCUGUAUAUUCAUAAAGGAACAUUGCCAUUUAUGACAUUGCGUUAGAGGAACAGGUAGCCCGGUUUGCAAUUAUUCCAUUGCUGAAAUGUUUUGCUGAAGCUGGGUUGGUGUGCUGGUUGGUACUGUUGCCUCACACCUCUGGGACCAGAAUUCAAGUCUCUACCAUGACUCUUUCUGUGUGGAGUUUGUACAGUAUGUUCUCCCAGGUGUUGCCCCCCCCCCCCCCCCCCCCGCAACCUGUUGAGGUCAGUUGAGCUCUGUGAUGGGUUGGUGUCCCAUCCUGGGUGGUUUCCUGCCUUGCACCAUAGACUCCAGAUCCUCCACACCCCUACUGUAAGUAGGACAAGCAGUUACAGGACAUGGAUAUUUCAGUGAAAUUAUUAGUGUCAAAUAACUGUGAAAUUAUUUGCAUUUUUGAAGUUGAUUCAUUUCUUAUUUGUAUCUAUCUACCAGCACAAAUUGUGAUUUUGUUCACUAUAAUAAUGGACAUUAAUGGACACGCAGAUAUAUUAAUAUCUGCAUGGACUUGCAGUAGCUCAGCCGCUGAUAUAAUGCCCUUUACCUCAGUGUUUGAUGAUGCGGGUGAUACCUGUUCAUGUGAUACUACAACUCCCUGCUUUGGUAACAAUUUGAGUGCAUUUCACUGCUUUAGUUUUACAUCCGGUAUCAGCUGCUCAGACAAAUGUUCCUGUGAGCAAUGGAGCAGUCUGUUAAUUAGUUCAUUAAUUGAAAAUGAGGCUGAUGAAAAAUUGAUCGGUUGUUCACUCAAGUCAUGCUGUUUACACACCUGUAAACAUGUCAGCAUGCAAGCUCACAUUCUCUCACAUAUGCAUAACAGACAUAUAUAUCAUCGUACAGAGCAAAACGUGAAUGCAGCUGUAGUACAGUUCUGGAAAGAAAGUGAAAUCCAAACAUUGAAUUUGCUCUGUUUAUGCAAGAAAAUCAGGUCUUAUUUUAGGUGUCCGAACAUAAAAUAUCUGUAACUCCAGACCCUGCAGUUAAUAUGACUUUUCAAUUAACCAUUGAAAAGUGGAUUUGACAGUACAAACUUCAGGCUAAGGUGCAGACGUCAUCUGCUGAAGUCAAAUAAUGAAGCAAUAUAGAUCAGAUAAUUUGAUCAUUUAAAAUGAAACACAAACCCUUAAGACUGAGAGCACUGUUAUUUUUAAUCUAACCACUGUCAAUAGAGCGAUUAUAGUUUAAUCCCUUUUUAAGUAAAGAGUAUCUUGUGGAUAGAUUAGUAGCCUACAAAUAGAUUAAUAGUAUAUGUGAUAAUUCAAUUGGUAUUGGUUUAAAGUGUCAACAGAAGUGGGGUCUACUGACCAGAAUCAACAUCUAGCAGGGCUUUUGUGUGUUUCUAUGUUUAAUAGACUCCCAAAGCAGUGAUCUAAAUCAGGGAUUCACUUUUCUGGCCAAAUCUGGGGGGGGGGGGGGGGGGGCUAUGAAAAAAAGUGGUAGGGAUUUUCUCUUUUACCCAUCAUGCACUUUGCCUUUGUUUUCUAUCCAGAGUUCACUUCUUAACAAAUGCCAAUUUUUAAAGGUGCUAAAUGAGGUGGUCUGCCAAUGUAUAACAUGUUAUUUUUGUAAUUUUCUCAUGCCUGGAUUUAGGUACAUUGCACAUUAUUCAGUGGUGUCUGAAUAUUACUUAAAUAGAAAUAUAUGCAACGCCAAACAAGAACUAAUCAGUUUAAGCUAACGUACUAUGCAGAGGCAGAUGGGAGAAUAUACCGUGAUUCUCUCAAGACUUGGUCACUUUUAUCGUCGCCAAACAAUGAAUAUUUUUUUCCUUCCAGAUGUACGUACACUUUCAUUUUCAAACAUUUUAAUGUAGAAAAAACAAGAAAGUGUGGUAUUAUGUCUUCUGAUUUCAAAAGUUUACAUUUUAGUAUGUAGGUGAAGAUUUGCACAUUUAGACAAACAUGCUGUUUUAUGAAAUUCAUAUUGUUAUGGAUGGACGAGAUUCUACAGUGUUUAUGACUCUUUAAAAGAGAAUGUCUUAAUAGCAGACACACUGAUUCUUAGAAUUAAGGACAGUAUUAAACUAUUUAUAUAUUGAAUGUGAUUUAAGAAUAUACUGAAUUUAAGUUGCUUAUUUGUUGACUCUUAAUAUUGUCUGAAAUGACUGCAGAAAGUGUGAAUAUUUACAAUGGAAUGACCAAGAAACUGUUUUCUCUACCUGGUUCCUCAAUACAUAAAUAAGAAGCUCCUCUAAUACAUUUGCAAUGUUAGAGUCAUGUAACUGUGUCCUUACAACAUGAAACAAACACUGAUAGAAUUAGGCGGUACGUAAGACGUCAUAUACUCCCCACAGCCAUCUCACAAACAUCUCAGCUUUUUUGGAGAAUAAUUAUUUACAGGAGUCUUCUCCAAUCGACACCCCUCACCCGUGCACAUGCAGUCAUAUAGGUGACAAGGUCUAAGAAUAGCAACUCACCCACCCUAGGAUAAGGAUAGUCUGCUUUUGACCUUGAAUUUCCUGUACAGAAUGAGAUUCCUCUGGCCAGUCAGGGAAUAGCAAUCACCUACAUCUGCCAACAAUGGCAACCUCUGUAAAUGCUGUCUCAAACCUUCUGUAUGAAUUUUUGCAAGAACAAGUUGACAUAAAUGUUCAUUUACCUCAAAUGUUUACAAAUCUGUUACUAAAUAAACUUUUUGUACCAUA